UUCGCUAAGAAUGGCAAUGGUAAGGGUGAAUAUGGCAUGCAGUUACUCUCGCAUGUGGUGGAUUUUGAUAUAAUUUCCUUUUAGCAAUUACUGUGAAGUAAAUUUAUUACAUUAAAUAGGUAUAUUUAUACAAUGACGUCUGUAACAGAUGAUGCGAAAAAGAAAGCGGAGGAAUUAAAAGAGAAAGCAAAUGAACAUUUCAAAAAUAAAGAAUUUGAUAAAGCUAUAGAAAUGUAUACUCAAGCCAUUGAGCACAAUCCUAAUGUAGGAGCAUACUAUGGAAAUCGUAGUUUUGCAUAUUUAAAAACUGAAUGUUUUGGUUAUGCUUUGAGAGAUGCUUCAAAAGCUAUUGAACUCGAUGAGACCUAUGUGAAG
This is a messenger RNA of Stegodyphus dumicola, 375 nucleotides long. RefSeq names its product protein phosphatase D3 (gene PpD3). NCBI's taxonomy places the organism in Eukaryota, Metazoa, Arthropoda, Arachnida, Araneae, Eresidae. The record is from RefSeq and is a predicted model, not a curated record. Gene Ontology annotation, molecular function: protein binding; hydrolase activity.